AGAGGUAAGGUAGUAAAGAUACUCUUUCAAACUUCUUCUAAUAUAAAAGACGAAUAGUCUCAGAGGAAGGCGAUUUACAUCUAAAAUAUCAUAUAAAGGAUGACUGUGAAUAGAAUUCCAAUCUCACUCAUCUAGUAUAUAAGCAUGAACCAUUUAAACAGGUAUAUGCAUUUAAGAAAUUCGAUAUACAGAUGAAAUUUCUCACCUAAAACCAUAUAUACUUUCCGAAUCACCACUCUUAAUCGAUUAUUUAACUUAGCUAUCAAUGAGUUCCUAACUCUUAUAUAAUAUAAUAUAGUAAGUUAUUUUUUACCAAAACUAUAGUAAGUAUUUACAUUCUGAAAAAUAAAAGUAUUUACAUUUUGUAUCUCCUUAAAUUUUUAAAAUUCGACUGAGUUGUAUGUUUGGAACUCAUGAUGAUUACUUUUCUCUAAGUUUUCCAAAAUAAUAAGAAAGUAUCAAGAUGGUAUUAUCUUUAGGUAAAUUUCCUUGUACUAGACAAUUACUCUAGUAUCUUCAGCCAUAUUCUCCUCGGGUUUGUGGUUAAAUGGGUGUAGACGGUCCUGGUGGAAUGCAAUAGAGGCGGUAAUCUCUGGCGGAAACUACUGAACGACGGCAUCAUCGAUCUUCGACUCUUCCUCGUACCGUCAGUGGUUUCUUUUAUCAAGCUUGCUCUGAGUCUGUGGUUGGAUUCUUCGCUUUAGUUCGCUCUGGAUUGUCGGUUGCAAACUGUAGGAACCGUAGUAUUCAGGGUUUGAGGGUACCAUUUUCUCGAUAGUUCGCGGCAACUUGUCGGUGUUCUCAUCUAGUUCUGGAGUUGGAAGGUAUGUCCUCAUCUCGCUAUUACUCUGUUUGAACGCUUGCGCUGCGUUGUUGUUAGGUCCGGUCCUUUGCUGAUGUCGUUAGUUUUCUCGUGUGGUGUUGUUGUUUAUUUUUUCUGCUACUAGUCAUCUAUUGUAACCUCUCUCAAAAAAUCGAAAACCGGUAAUAAUAUCUAACAUUUUUACCAAAAAAAAAACAUUUGACAAACAAUAUCAUUUCAAAAGACAUUAUAAUAAUAACAACAUAUUGUUUUUUUCAUUUUCCUCCGUGGGUCUCCCCCCAUAUAUUAAGGACCUUGGUAAAUUUGAGCAAGAUUAUAACAGUUGGUGGUAAAAUCUUCUUUGUAGGUAUAAUAAGCAUGUAGGAAUAAGUUAGUUGAUGACCGUUAGGUUUAACACCUACGUUUCAAUUUUUCCCCGGGAGAGAGAUUAAAAAACAGAGGAAUAGAGAGAAAACAAGAGAAAGAUAAAAGAUCAAUGGCAAAAUGAAGGAAGAAGAGAGACAUGGUUCAUCAUCCGAUUCUUCUUCUUCGUCUUCUCUUCCUGUGAGCUACGGAGUUGACUACGAAAAAUACAACUUCUCCUCUUCUGUUUCUUCUCUUUCUCGACCGUUUUCUCCGGAAGGAUCAAGCAACAAGAGCUGUGUUCUGGAAAAUAAUCUUUCCUCUGUUUUCUCGUUGGACCAUGACGACAGUCUCCCCAUCUUCUCUAGAGAGAGACCAUGUUCUUGUGUCCAUCAUGUCUUCCAGUGGAUUCUGCAGAGGUGUUGUGGCUGUUUCUGUUAGCCUUUCUUUUGCCUCUCUUAAUACCUCUAGCUUAAUAUGAUACCAUCAUUGUAGGACUUGUUCUACUCUUUUCAAUCUCUUCUUAUGUCAUAUUGCAAUUUGAAUGAAAUGAAAGCGUAUAUUAAAGCUAAAACCACUAAAACACA
This is a messenger RNA of Brassica napus (rape), 1752 nucleotides long. RefSeq lists its product as uncharacterized. The transcript is spliced from 2 exons. Lineage: Eukaryota; Viridiplantae; Streptophyta; Magnoliopsida; Brassicales; Brassicaceae. The record is from RefSeq and is a predicted model, not a curated record. Bases 1307 to 1606 code for a protein of 99 amino acids.